Molecule: messenger RNA, 1033 nt
Organism: Neodiprion fabricii
Lineage: Eukaryota; Metazoa; Arthropoda; Insecta; Hymenoptera; Diprionidae
Product: von Willebrand factor D and EGF domain-containing protein-like
Exons: 2
Coding region: 17-1033 (338 amino acids)
Source: RefSeq, a predicted model, not a curated record
GUGAAGAUAGGUAGAAAUGACGGACAUAGUUAUUAUCUGGGUCAUAGCGGUGUUUGCAGCCUUCUCUACAGCAAAUUCAAAUAAUCCGCAAAGCUUCCACCCUCCGUCACGUUCAAAGAAAGAAAGUAUGAAAGGAUUUCAUGACCUUUCCCGGCGUGUGACGUAUCCAGAGAAAAUAUGGCGUGGCGGUGAGGAAACAUUUAUUCAUAACGGCUACAGAGGCGAUCCGGAGACGAGAAGUUUGACGAAACGUUCGGAAGUCGUAAAUUGCCCUGAGGGCUAUACGAGAGACGGAAUCUACAACAAUUGUAUACUAUCCUGUUCACAAUAUAACUGUAUUAACGGAAAGUGCGAUGGUCGCACCGAAUGCAAGUGUAACGAAGGAUACGUCAAGUCCCGAACCAAUAGCUUCAUCUGCCAUCCAAAGUGCAGACCCUGCCUGCCUGGGGAAUGCAACAAGUCGCAACUCUGUACCUGUGACACAGGUUACAAGUUGAGUUCGAACCAACAAACUUGCGAACCGAUAUGUAAUGAUCCACACUGCGAUCGAAAACUUUGCGUCAGUCCGGAUCGCUGCUACAGGAGUUCGACCUUCGUCAAAUUUGUAUUCGGUCAGUAUUGCAGUAGGGAGUGUGGGUUUGGCGAGUGCGUUGGUCUUAAUACCUGCGAAUGCUUCAACGGCUGCAAUAAGACGAAAGAUGGUCAAUGCACUUAUCCAAUCUGCAAAGAAGAGUGCAAAUAUUCAUCAUGUACCGGUCCAGAUAUCUGUACUUGUCAUCCGGGGUACGACAAACCCUUUGAGAAUUCGACAACGUGCGUUCCUCGCUGUACAAGAUGUGACAACGGUAUCUGCGUUGGCCCUGAGAUUUGCCGUUGCCAUAGUGGAUUUGUAAAUCCCAAAAGUAAUAAAGGAACCUGCGCACAUAACUGCUCUCGUGGCUGGACAGGAGAAUCGUGCGAGGAGCCAAUCAUGUGCGUUAUAGCGCUAUACACUCCUCACGACUACGAAAACUCGAUAAGGUGGGUACAAUAA